CUGACAUUUUUUGAAGUUUUUCACGAUUCGACGCGUCAUUAUGCGUAGUAUUUUGUGUAGAGUUUAGGAAUAAAAAAAACACUAUGCCGAAGGGUCAAGUGGAGUACCGCACACCUUGGUGUGUUAUGAAAGGUAUGGGAAGACAAUACCAGAAAAUAGAGAGAGGAUCAUGGCAACACGACACGCUGCCACUGGAACCCAGGAUGACGUUCUUCAACAACAAACCGACGUACCGAUGGAAGGCAGAAUACGACCACUUCUUCGCUUACACCAAAAUAUUUCCGCUGUGGGACAGGAGGAAGGCGAAAUGUAACGGAGUAUACCCUCCGGACAUUCAUGAAAAUACAUUCCAACAGGAGAAGGACAAGCCAAUUCCUGUUCUAACAGGCAUGAUCUAUGGUAGACCUUGCCGCCCAUUCUAUGAUCUACAAGAGAACUACCGACGACAGCAUGCAACGAAUGAUUUUUACAGGCCGAGGGGAGUUAUGAGAGUGAUAGAAAAAGAGAUUGAAUAGAGACAUUCAUUUACUUCGAAUCAACAUGUUGUCGAUAUCAUAAAUAAAAUCAUACUUCAUCCGGAAAAA
Molecule: messenger RNA, 584 nt
Organism: Harmonia axyridis
Lineage: Eukaryota; Metazoa; Arthropoda; Insecta; Coleoptera; Coccinellidae
Exons: 3
Coding region: 84-515 (143 amino acids)
Source: RefSeq, a predicted model, not a curated record